Pelobates fuscus (common spadefoot toad) is the source of this 1309-nucleotide messenger RNA. It is a transcript of the gene JTB, whose product is annotated as jumping translocation breakpoint. The record is from RefSeq and is a predicted model, not a curated record. Gene Ontology annotation, biological process: mitotic cytokinesis. The transcript has 5 exons. Gene Ontology annotation, cellular component: cytoplasm; membrane; midbody. NCBI's taxonomy places the organism in Eukaryota, Metazoa, Chordata, Amphibia, Anura, Pelobatidae. The coding region runs from base 34 to 450 and encodes 138 amino acids.
UAUGAACACUGUGACCGGAAGUGGCUGUCAGUGAUGGAGCCUGCUGCCUGGGUGUUGGGAGCUCUGCUAGCUGUCUGUGGUCACUGGUGGGCUGAAGCUUCCUUAACUCUGGAGCAGGAGAUCCAAGAUAAAACUGCCGUGCGCUCCCAGUGCUGGAUGACAGAAGAGUUUACAGUAGCCUCAGACUGCUCCAUUUGUGAUCCAUUUCAGUUGAAAACUAAUUCUGAGUGCAGUGUCACUGGAUUUAUAGAGCAGGUAAAGUGCACUACGAUAGAGAAAACCGUGUACAAAAGCUGCCGUUCUGCUUUGAUGGAAAAGCUAGUCUUCUGGCGUUUUGUGGCCAGCAUGAUCGCAGCUGCCGUAAUCCUGACUAUUGUCGUUGUGUUCCGGCAACGAACCCUGGAUAGAAAUGCAUUGGAAAAGGUACGCAAACAAAUCGAGUCUAUUUAAUCCUAUACCUGCGUACACCAAGGGGAAAAGAUUACAUCCAGUAUUCUUUGGCUACAGGAAGAGGUAAUUGGAUUUGGCAUUGGGGGGACCCUACAUUUUUUGUUGUUGUGGACAAUGAAACCUUCAUUCUUUACCUGCCUCUUCCCCUGCACCUUGGAGUUGCUGCUUCCACAAGCUAUGACUUUGAUUUGAUCAAUUUUAUAUGAACCUCGUGGCACUUUUUCUCUUUUCCGUGGGAAUUUUGAAAACCACUUACUUGCGUUUCCUAUGUGGCUCCGUACUCUGUGGAAUAAAUCAGAUGACGUGGUUUUUGUUUCCCCUUGAAUUUAUUACAUACACCUCCUAGCCGGAUGGAUUGUAUUUUAUUGUUUGUUAAUAAAGUAAGACACACAAUAUACAUUGUUCCUGGCUUUUUAGGCUCGAAGGCUAGUCCUCAGUCUUUUUUUCCCUGAGUUUGCGUUCUCUCUUAACAGAGAGAUGUUGUGUGAAUGCAAUAUCUACACAAACCCCUUCCACUGAUCCCAUCACAAGUAUUCUAUUUAUGUUUUGUCAUGGACGUUGAUGGAUUUUAAUGCCUUUUGUGGAGACCUGGCAGUGUAUGGAUUGUCCCUAGAGGAACCCGUCUGGAUUCAAGGUGUUUGUGGACUGGUUAAUGAGUCCUGGCACAUUAAACUCACUUUUGUGGAUAUACUGAAGAUCUCAUUAAAUGUUUCACAGCAAUAUCUGGUGGCUGUUCCCUCUCCCACCCCAUCUCUCCUGUCAUCUUAUGCCACCAACCAAACCUUUCCUGAUUUCUUCAGUAUCGGUAAAGCUGUUAAUGUUUUUCCAGUUUACCAAAGCGACUAGUGGUAAAAAAAAA